ACCAAGCACUCACUGGGAAAACAAGUGUUGAUGCCAGAGCCUUCUGUGGGUUCCAAGACCGCUUUUUCAGAGACAGGCCCAUGGAUCCAGUACGGAUCGCAGUUGUGGGGGCAGGCGUGGUGGGGCUCUCUACCGCCAUGUGUGUUUCCAAACUGGUCCCGGGAUGCUCCAUUACAGUCAUUUCAGACAAGUUCACUCCUGAUACCACAAGCGAUGUGGCAGCUGGCAUGCUUAUUCCUCAUGUCUAUGCAGACACACCCAUUCCCAAGCAGAAGCAGUGGUUUAGAGAGACCUUUGAUCACCUAUUUGCAAUUGCCAGUUCUGCAGAAGCUGAAGAUGCUGGUGUUCAUCUGGUAUCUGGUUGGCAGAUAUUCCGAAGCGUUCCUACGGAAGAAGUGCCAUUCUGGGCUGAUGUGGUUCUGGGGUUUCGAAAGAUGACGGAGGCUGAACUGAAGAAAUUCCCCCAGCAUGUGUUCGGUCAUGCUUUCACGACUCUGAAAUGUGAAAGCCCUACUUACCUCCCAUGGUUGGAGAAGAGGUUAAAAGGAAGUGGGGUCCUGAUACUCACCCGACGAAUAGGAGACCUGUGGGAGCUUCAUCCAUCCUUCGACAUCGUGGUCAACUGCUCAGGCCUUGGAAGCAGACAGCUUGCAGGAGACUCAAAGAUAUUCCCUGUGCGGGGCCAAGUGCUCAGAGUUCAGGCUCCCUGGGUGAAGCAUUUUAUCCGAGAUGGGAGUGGGCUGACAUAUAUUUAUCCCGGCAUAUCCAACGUAAUCCUGGGUGGAACAAGGCAAGAAGGAGACUGGAAUCUGUCUCCAGAUGCAGAAAUUAGCAGAGAUAUUUUUUCCCGUUGUUGUGCUCUUGAGCCCUCCCUCCAUGGAGCCUGCGACAUCAGGGAGAAGGUGGGCUUAAGGCCCUUCAGGCCAGGCUUGCGGCUGCAGACAGAGCUCCUAGCCCAGGACGGUAGGAGGCUGCCCGUGGUCCACCACUAUGGCCACGGGAGCGGGGGCAUCUCUGUGCACUGGGGCACUGCUCUGGAGGCCGCCAGCCUGGUAGGUGAGUGUGUCCGAGCCCUCAGGACCCCCACUUCCAAGUCAAAGCUGUAGGUGACAUGAAGUGACAGCAAAUGGCCCCGGAGACUAUCGAUCAAAAUAUAAUCUAAGCACCAGAACUGAUUCCAAUAACUUUUCCAUUGCAUGAAAGUUUAAUUAGACAUAUGUUUGUUUUCAAAAUUAGAAAUGAUGCAAUAUGAAUCCUUAGUAGCCUUAGGACUAGUACUAACCUAAUCUAGUACCAGUGUAGAAUUAGGCUUAAGUCUACUACUAAUGACAUAGGGCAUAAAACUCUAUUUUUGUUAAAAAUACUUGUUAUAGAAUAAGAUUUCUCUUAGAUCCGGUGUUCAAAGCUCUGUGCUUAUUUACAAGGAUGCUGGAAACUGUAGGGAUUUUGACAUCUUUUGGCUAAUAAAUCCACUGCAAGAGAUAAUGUAUGGAAAACACUUAACUCACUGUCAGUUGCAGAGACGCCCAUGAUGUUUGUGGGUUGCAUUCAAGUGAGCAUUAUAGUCCCUCUAAAUAAAAUACACGGUGAUCAUGCAACACAGGCUUAUUACAUUUAACAGAAGACAAAGCAUGGUUCCUCCUAGUACUUGUGGCAACCUCUUCCUCCCCUCAGCUGGUCAUGAUGGUUAGAAGACAGGGAUGAAGUUACCUAUGAACAUGGCAUCAGCUCAAUAGCUGUCUGGAGUCAGUCACCUACGGGUGGUACUUUCCCUUACUACAAAUGACUGAGCACUCUCGCUUGUUGCGUGGUUGACUUUGCCCAAGCAUUUUUGAAGAUUGAGUAGCAGGUGCAGCCAAAGAGCUAAUUUGCUGAUUAGGAUGGAACAAUCAUUGUGAAUGAAAUAUAUCCAAAGAGUUUUCUGCAAGUUGUAAAAAACAAAAAACAAAAACUCCUGGGAAGGAGGGGAAAUGUGUCAUGAUAAAAUAAGUUUGGGAAUUGCUGAAAUAAAUUAAUCUAACCUGGUUUCUUGACUCAGGUCUGCUCAGAGUUAAUCUGUUCAUAUGUAUUGUGAAUGCUCAGGAGGGUUUUGGCUUUAAUGAAUGGUAAAGGAGGUGCUAGUCACUAAGGUAAGGACUCUUUAGAGAAAUAGAUGUAAUUUUAAUUUUAAUUUUGGCAGGAGAUGGCUGGUGUUUAGUGAUAAAAGUUCUAUUUUGGACAUCCGGGGUUGUGUGUGUGGGGGGUGAGGUUGGCAAAGAGAAGGUGGGAAAGAGAAAGCCCCCAGCAUAACUCCAUUUUACUGUUUUGUUCACUGAGCUUUUGCAUAUGAUUUUUUUUUUAAAGAGAACAUUCGGCUGGAAGAGGGAGUGAGGGAGAGAGAAGGAGAGAGAGAAGGGAAUGAGAGAGACAGACGGAGAGAGAGAAAACCAGCGUACUAGAUGAUCUUAAUCUUUCCUUGUAGUGUUAGAAAGCCUCCAGUGUGCUUCUUCCCCAUAGGUUCCCACCAGGGGGUGGUAUUGUAUCAAAUUUAGAUAAACUGGGAACUCUGAAAAUCGAGAAAUGACUAAAAUAAAAAAAUG
Callorhinus ursinus (northern fur seal) is the source of this 2579-nucleotide messenger RNA. It is a transcript of the gene DDO, whose product is annotated as D-aspartate oxidase. Gene Ontology annotation, cellular component: cytoplasm. Lineage: Eukaryota; Metazoa; Chordata; Mammalia; Carnivora; Otariidae. The record is from RefSeq and is a predicted model, not a curated record. Gene Ontology annotation, biological process: D-amino acid catabolic process; L-aspartate catabolic process. Gene Ontology annotation, molecular function: D-aspartate oxidase activity; FAD binding.